CCGCCCGACAUAUAAAACCCAUCGUCGUCGUUCUCAAUGUCCUUGAACGUUAUCAGGCCACAGAUAUAUGAGUCUGUCUCCUCUCGUGCGACGCGAGUGCUCCGUCGUACGCCUCUCCGAAACCGAUCUGCACGAUGCCUCUGUGUACGUUGAAAACAAAUCUGGUCGCCAGCCUAAUCCCGAAGGAUUUUCACUUAAAGUUCGUCAAGUACAUCGCUUCGUUGCUCAAAAAGGAUAUCGAGAAGAUUACGCUUGUCGUGGAACCCGGAGUGGAAAUUUCCAGAGCGGGUUCGCUGGAUCCGAACUGUUAUCUCUCCAUCCAGUCCAUCAACGUGUUCAACGCUGAGAAGAACAAAGAGUAUGGACCCUCCUUACGGAGUUUCAUUGCCGAGAAUCUACCACUCCAACCGAACAGGAUCGUGAUUACCUUGCUGGAUCUAAAGGCAACGGACCUGGUUUAAGGAAUGUAUAGUGAUUAGUGUUUAAAACAGUUCCGAAUGUGAAUUGUGCCUAGCGAUUUUAAUAAAAUUGAGUUUGAGUUUGAAUAUAAUAAAAUUAUUUUUCGCCUCCUUA
Ornithodoros turicata is the source of this 573-nucleotide messenger RNA. RefSeq names its product D-dopachrome decarboxylase-like. Gene Ontology annotation, molecular function: phenylpyruvate tautomerase activity. The transcript is spliced from 3 exons. The record is from RefSeq and is a predicted model, not a curated record. Bases 135 to 461 code for a protein of 108 amino acids. NCBI's taxonomy places the organism in Eukaryota, Metazoa, Arthropoda, Arachnida, Ixodida, Argasidae.